AAAAGUUGUGUCUCGCUGCUUUGCAGAAAUCACCGUUCGGUGUUCUUUCAGGCCUACACUCUUUCCGUUUCACCCUCAUUAGGCUGGUAACUCGAUGGCGAACAUAGAGAACCUCACGUUGUUCUCCACCACUUCCGCGUCGUGGACGGCCCCGGAGUCGUCCGGCAAAUCGAUAUCUCCUUGUCGAACGCAGACUCUUACCUGUUGUCCGGCAUAUCUUGCCCACGUAAAGCGCGCCGUCCACAAGCUCACCUUCGAGGAGCAUGACAAGCAUGCGGAGGAAGAACGCAGGCGCUUGGAGGCGAUGAACGGUACCGGUGUCGACGGCGAGGAUGAUCUCGGUGUCGGAGACGAACCUGAGGACGAGGAGCUGUCGUUGCUGGAUCCGAAGGAGUGGAAGAAACAAGACCACUACCAGGUGCUCGGGCUUUCACAUCUGCGCUACAGGCAACAAAAGAUCAGAUCAAAAAUCGCACGUACACAGGAAAAAGAAGGCGGGGCUUGCCGGCGAUUCGAACGACGAUGCGUUCUUCAAGUGCAUCUCAAAGGCGUUCGAGGUGCUACGAACCCGGAGCGGCGGCGCCAGUUCGACUCCGUCGACCCGUACUACGAGUUGCUCGAGGCGGACGUGCCGGUGGAGAAGCAGCUCAAGAGCGCGAGGAACCCGCAGAAGUUCUUCUUCGACGGUUUUGCGCCCGUGUUCGAGCGCGAGGCGCGCUUCAGCCGCAAGCAACCUGUGCCGAUGCUCGGCGGCUACGAGGACCCCAAGGAGGUCGUCUCGGCGUUCUACGACUUCUGGUACAACUUUGACAGCUGGCGGAGCUUUGAAGUACCUCGACAAGGAGCGGAUCAAAGAGGAGGAGAAGGCCGCGCGCGAGGCCGAAGAAGAAGAACAAGGGUGGCGUCCCAGAACGGUGUAGAUGCCAAGCAGAAGGAGGAAGAGGAGAAGAAGAAGGCAGAGGAGGAGGCGAAGCGGAAAGAGGAGGAGGAGAAGGUUGCUCGCGCGGAAUCUAAAAAGGCGAAGGCGGCGGCUGCGAACGCUGCGAAAAAGCCAGGCGAGCGGCGC
Molecule: messenger RNA, 1066 nt
Organism: Fomitopsis serialis
Lineage: Eukaryota; Fungi; Basidiomycota; Agaricomycetes; Polyporales; Fomitopsidaceae
Exons: 7
Biological process (GO): regulation of translational fidelity; 'de novo' cotranslational protein folding
Cellular component (GO): cytosol
Molecular function (GO): ribosome binding; Hsp70 protein binding
Source: RefSeq, a predicted model, not a curated record